UUGUUGUCAUUUCAAACGUCUUGACGUGUAGGUACAGCUGUCGAUAUAGAUUUUGUUUUCCUAUUUUCUAAUAAUGCGAAAGAAAAAGUAAGCAAAAUUGUGUGGAAACAUUAGUAACAACCAUUUCUUAUAGUGUAUGAAUGUGAGAGACAAUAUUAAAUAAUAUCAAAAUGGUUUUAAUGACAAUGAUUGCACGGGUCGUUGACGGCCUACCUUUAGCCGCUACUAUGCAAGACGAUGAACAGAGUGGCUGCAAUAUUCUGGAGUACCAGAACCAGGCCAAAAUGCUGUUUAGGAAACUAGGUCCCCAGUCACCGAUACGCUGUUCCAUUGAAACGGGGCCUUAUCUUUUCCACUACUUAAUUGAGAACGAGAUCUGUUACCUGGUACUGUGUGAGCGCAACUACAGCAAACGGUUGGCAUUCAGCUACCUUGAGGAAAUUGCACAAGAGUUCUAUCAGCAAUACGGCAAAAGGGUGAACACUGUGACUCGUCCGUAUACAUUCAUAGAGUUCGACACGUGGAUGCAGCGGGCACGCAAGCAGUACUCGGAGGGGGGCGCACGGGCGCGGCGGGCGGGGGGCGCAGCCUCACAGCUGGGCGGGCAGCUGGGGGACGUGCAGCGCAUCAUGAUGCAGAACAUCGAUGAUGUGUUGCAGCGGGGCGCCGUACUCUCAGAACUGGACACGAAAACACAGAACCUAUCAAUGAUGUCGCAAAAGUACAAAAAGGAUGCAACAUACCUCAACACCAAGUCCAUGCUGGUGAAAGCGACGGCUGGUGCUGUCAUUCUGCUCGUCUUUGUACUGUACUUUUGGGUGCUUUAGGUCAGAUCAUGUGAUGGUCCUACCUAAGCGAAUUAGCUAUGUUAGCCAAUCUACAACAGCAGGUUAUUUCUUUUGAAAGUUUAUGUAGGUGUUAUGAUUUUUGUAUGUUGUUUCCAACUAAAUUGAUGUGCUGUGUAUAACAAGUUUUAACCGUUUGGAUGGUUUUCUUGCCAUUUAACUUGCUUAGACAGCAAAAUGAAUGUUGUAUGUUUCUCUAAAGAGCAGCAUGUAGAUUUUUUAUAGAUCUUAACAUAGCAAACUAGCUUAGUUAGCCUCAUGUGACGUGACAGUAAUGUGUGCUGUUUGUAAGGGUAUAAUAAAAAAUGUUAUUUGCAACAUUGAAAAUUUAAUUUUCCCGCAUUUUAUCUUACUUUACUAAAAUGCAAGAUUUUAUUAGAAGUUCUAUACUUCUUUGUGAUAAAAUGUAAUGGUAUUUAUUUAUUUAUUACUUGAAUAUGUCAUCAGUUUCUGCGCCACACAGAUCAAUAACACUUUAUUAUACCCUUAAUUUAUCAGACAAAAUAUAAAUGUUGUAUAAAGGUACUAAUGGGAAAAGCAUUCCAUCGCAUUAAGUACUAAAAAAAUAUUUAGUCUACCAAAAAUUCCUAUUUUUUAUUAAACAUCUGUACUAAGUUUAGCUAUUUAGACAGCAUUUGAUAGUGUUCUCAAGGUAUAGCUUGACUGUAAUCAAUUAAUGACAGUUUUGUAUUCAUUUCCAAUGUUUUAUAUAAAUAUAAAGCACAGGUGUGGUUGGUGAUGGAAUGUUGUAAAUUUUACCACUUAUUGUUAAUUAAUGUAUUUAUUUAAGAUUUAAUAAAUAUGCAUUCUUUUCCA
Pectinophora gossypiella (pink bollworm) is the source of this 1661-nucleotide messenger RNA. It is a transcript of the gene Sec22, whose product is annotated as vesicle-trafficking protein SEC22b-B. NCBI's taxonomy places the organism in Eukaryota, Metazoa, Arthropoda, Insecta, Lepidoptera, Gelechiidae. The record is from RefSeq and is a predicted model, not a curated record. The transcript is spliced from 5 exons. Gene Ontology annotation, biological process: vesicle fusion with Golgi apparatus; retrograde vesicle-mediated transport, Golgi to endoplasmic reticulum; endoplasmic reticulum to Golgi vesicle-mediated transport. Gene Ontology annotation, cellular component: endoplasmic reticulum-Golgi intermediate compartment; ER to Golgi transport vesicle membrane; Golgi membrane. Gene Ontology annotation, molecular function: SNAP receptor activity. The coding region runs from base 171 to 827 and encodes 218 amino acids.